AUGGCUUCCAGAUUUCAGCACACCAUGAUUCUUCACAUUAUACUUUUCCUACAGAUAGUUCAUUUGAUCAAAGGUCAGCUAAGAAUUAUACCUCCUUAUGAUCCUGUGCUUGGAGUUGUUGGAAAAGGAGUCACCCUGCCCUGCCAGCUGGAAGCUAAGUCAGUCUCUGAGGGAGUCCUUGUUCAGUGGACAUUAAUCGGAAAUUCCCUAAACACUGAAGUGACUACCUAUGAUGGAAAAAAUGCAGAAAAUCCAGUAAUGGAGAAUAAGGCAUACCUGGGCCGUACAAAUUUUUUUCUGAGUGAAGUUACUAAGGGGAACUUAUCCCUUCACCUGAAAAAUGUCAUGGUCUCUGAUAAAGGGAAGUACAUCUGCAGUGUCUCUUUGGAUAACUGGUAUGAUGAAGUGGUGGUUGACCUGAAUGUGGCAGCUCAGAGUGAUGAGUCUGAAGUUUUCCUGGACAGCCAUGUGGGUCAGGGCAUUGGCCUCACCUGCAAGUCACAGGGAUGGUUUCCACAACCUGAGGUAAUUUGGCUGGACAGCAAAGGACAGAUACGGAAGGAGAAAGUGGUCACACAAAGCCAGCAGGCAUCUUCGGGCCUUUUUGAUGUUGUCAGCUCCAUGACCCUAGAACCAGGAUCGGACAUGGAACUCUCCUGCAGAAUAGUCAAUGAUAUCCUCAGCACAGCAUGUGAAUCCCGAGUCCUGAUUUCAGAUGUCUUCUUUCCAUCCACUUCCCCUUGGAUGACUGCCUUCCUUGUGUUUACAUUUUGUGCUGUGGCUGUUCUCGCUGCUAUAGGCUAUAAGCUGAAGAAUUUCUGGAAAGCUUGGGACAAAGCAGUUCCCAUUACUGCAAAUCCUGAAUGCCAACACCUCGACCUCCAAGUGCCAGGGGCUCCAGAUGUUGAGAACAACGCAUGUGAACCUGCUGGCAUGAGCAGCCCCUCCACAGUCCCUGUCCUGGUGGCAAAGGAAGGGUUUGCAUCUGGGAAACACUACUGGGAAGUGGAUGUGGGCCAGCAGCAGGACUGGCUGCUGGGGGUCAUGAGGCACAAAGGGAAACAAGAAGAGCAAGGGACACUUGCUAGGGAGAACUACUGGGCUCUGCACAGAUCCAGGGGUGAGAUUUACUCUAUCACGGGAAAAGACAGUCUUGAGAAGAAAGAGAUGAAUGACUCAGUGAUUGGUGUGCUUCUGGACUUGGAGGAAGCACAAAUCUACUUUUAUGGUUCAGGGAAGGGGAACACAGUGUUGAGAAUACCUAUAGGUCCUGGAAAGGAAUCUGCAGAAGUGUUUUACCCUUUUCUAUCAAAAGGGGAAGGAAAAUUCAAGCCUGUUUGCCCUCCAAACUUUCCUGUUCCAUUAAAAGCACAGAGAACUGACUAUGGAAACACAGUUCAGUCAAAAAUAGAAGGGAAAAAUCACCAAUAA
Molecule: messenger RNA, 1431 nt
Organism: Phasianus colchicus (ring-necked pheasant)
Lineage: Eukaryota; Metazoa; Chordata; Aves; Galliformes; Phasianidae
Source: RefSeq, a predicted model, not a curated record